This is a messenger RNA of Dermacentor silvarum, 970 nucleotides long. Its product is annotated as neprilysin-1-like. Gene Ontology annotation, molecular function: metalloendopeptidase activity. The transcript has 7 exons. Lineage: Eukaryota; Metazoa; Arthropoda; Arachnida; Ixodida; Ixodidae. Gene Ontology annotation, cellular component: plasma membrane. The record is from RefSeq and is a predicted model, not a curated record. The coding region runs from base 74 to 970 and encodes 298 amino acids. Gene Ontology annotation, biological process: protein processing.
UUGUUUGAGAAAUCCAUCACAAUUUUCGGUCUCUUACAGCCUUCAUACCACCGAGUAUUUGACAAUCUAAGCAAUGAAUUUCAAGGCAGUCCUAAUAACUGCGUGGAUUUGGUUCCCUGCUUUAGCAACUGCAUAUGAAACAGCAAGCGGAACACUUCAGGUCUGCAACUCGUCAGAGUGUAUUCAAAGAGCCCAACUAAUAACUGAAUCGCUUAAUACCAGCAUUGAUCCUUGCACGGACUUCUAUUCAUACGUUUGCGGCCGGUGGGAAAGCAAUCAUCAUCUUCCAAGUGGUAGGCGCAGCUAUGAUGUUUAUGAGGAGAUUUGGAAAGAUAUUCCGGAAAUGCUGAGUUAUAUUCUUGGAAAUAUAACCCUGGAUGAGAAUAACCAAACCAUAAUUGACAAGGUGGCAACCAUGUAUAAUGCGUGUUUAGCACUUCCAGAUACUCCUGAUGCGUUAAUUAGAGUACUGAAUGAAUCUGGAUAUAACGCCUGGCCGAUUCUCAGCGCACAAAACGUCUUCAACUCCACUAAUUGGACGGAUUUACUGCGCCAUAUGGACAUUUCUGCACUUUUCUAUGUGGACGUAGAUAAGAAAGGAUACGCCAGGAAACCGGUGUUUCAUCACGAACUAUACGUAAAGCCCAUGCCCAUUCUAAGUGAACUAGACAAGGUGCCGAAUAUCAAUGCAUUAAUAAACAGCACUAUCAAAUUCCUAAACCCAGGAAUCACAAUUUCAGUGCUUGAAAACCUAACUAAUGAAUUGGUGCAAUUCUCAAAGAAUCGUAAGCUGGAGGACCGGCUCAAGAGUAGCUCCAAUGUCGGCGCUACGCACAACAGGGUCUUUGCCUCGUUUUCGCAAAUAGAGCUGAACAGUCCGCCCGGAGUCAACGGCAAGCUGCGUCUUGUAGUGCUCUCUGCAGACCAAUCUGCUGAGCCAGAUGAUGCCUGGUUGCAGUCGCGCACAUAG